Molecule: messenger RNA, 4348 nt
Organism: Egretta garzetta (little egret)
Lineage: Eukaryota; Metazoa; Chordata; Aves; Pelecaniformes; Ardeidae
Gene: SUPT7L
Product: SPT7 like, STAGA complex subunit gamma
Exons: 4
Coding region: 87-1325 (412 amino acids)
Cellular component (GO): SAGA complex
Molecular function (GO): transcription coactivator activity; protein heterodimerization activity
Source: RefSeq, a predicted model, not a curated record
CCUUCUCCUUCGACAAGGCUCCUCUCUACUACACUGUUGGGUAGCCUUCUUCUGGGCUCUGAGGACAGUACGUGACCUGUGUAAAAAUGCUGCGAUAUUGGGGUGAGAUUCCGGUUUCAUCUAGCCAGGCCAACCGCAGCUCCUUUGACCUGCUUCAGCGUGAGUUUCGUACUGUGGAAGUCCAAGAUCCUCCAUUGCAUCAGCCAUCUGCCAACAAGCCCCGGCCGACCACCAUGCUGGACAUCCCCUCGGAGCCCUGCAGCCUCACAAUUCACACCAUUCAGCUCAUCCAGCACAACAGGCGACUGCGCAGCCUGAUCGCCAUGGCUCAGGCUCAAAACCAGCAGCAAGCGGAGGGCAUAAAAACCGAAGACAAUGAACCUCUGCCAUCUUGUCCGGCCUCUCCACCUCUCCCUGAUGACCUGCUUCCUCUGGAUAGCAAAACCCCCAAAAUGCCAUUUCAGCUGAGGCACAGUGACCCAGAGAGUGAUUUCUACAGGGGAAAAGGGGAGCCAGUGACUGAGCUGAGUUGGUCCUCCUGCCGGCAGCUUCUCUACCAGUCAAUGGCCACCAUCCUGGCUCACACAGGCUUUGAGUGUGCCAAUGAGAGUGUCCUGGAGACCCUGACAGACAUCGCCCAUGAGUACUGCCUGAAGUUCACCAAACUGCUGCGCUUUGCUGUGGAUCGAGAAGCUCGGCUUGGGCAUACCCCUUUCCCUGAUGUCAUGGAGCAGGUCUUCCAUGAAGUGGGCAUUGGCAGCGUGCUCUCGCUGCAGAAGUUCUGGCAACACCGCAUUAAGGAUUAUCACAGUUACAUGCUUCAGGUUAGCAAGCAGCUCUCUGAAGAAUAUGAGAAGAUUGUCAACCCUGAAAAGGCAGCAGAAGACACAAAGCCUGUGAAGAUUAAGGAGGAACCUGUUAGUGAUAUUACUUUCCCCAUAAGUGAGGAGCUGGAAGGAGAUCUGGCUUCUGGUGACCAGUCAUUGCCCGUUGGAGUCCUUGGAGCUCAAAGCGAGCGCUUCUCUGCCAACUUGGAAGUAGAAGCUUCUCCGCAGACUUCAGGGGCUGAGGUGAACGCUUCCCCACUCUGGAACUUGGCACAGGUAAAAAUGGAGCCACAGGAAAAUGAGGAGGCUAAUGUACAUGGCCACGGGGUCCUAGGCAGUGAUGUCUUUGAGGAACCGAUGUCAGGGAUGAGCGAAGCUGGGAUGCCACAGAGCCCAAAUGGCUCUGAGAGCAGCUAUGGUUCUCAUUCUGCUGACAGUCUGAUGGGAUCCUCACCUGUCUUCAACCAGCGCUGCAAGAAAAAGAUGAAGAAGAUGUGAAAAGAGGCAGUCUUUUUACUUAGUCCUGAUGGUACGUAAUAGACUUGAAACAAACCAAGAGAGUACUGUGAUGGCUAUGAUUCAUAAACAGGGCUGGCCCUGGUGUAUGAGGGGCCUUGCAUAAAAUUAUUAUGAGAGGUUUGAUGUGUAGUGCACUUCAGCUUCCCUCUUUGCUGGCUUCUGUACUCCAUCCUGACUCAUGAGAUUGAAGAUCACCCUAUACAUUUGGUAGUGGCAUGGCUUGCUUUGGCAGAUUAAUGAGGAAGUUACUGGUGGGAAGUAGUUGUGAGCAGAUUUGCUAAGUCAUAGAGUCAUUGAAUAACUUGGGUUGAAGGGACCUCUUGACACUUCUAGCCCAGCCCCCUGCUUGAAGCACAGCCAAUUCUAGCAGGUUGCCUAGGGCCUUGUCCAUUUAAGUUUUAAGUAUCACCAAGGAUGGUGAUGCCAAACUUCUUUGGGCAACGUUUUCCCACAUUUGACUACCCUCAUAGUAAAAAAUAAUACAUUCUUGCAUCUAGUCAGAAUGUCCCAUGUUCCACCUUGUGUUCAUUGCCUCUUGUUCUAUCACUGUUCAUCUCUGAGAAGAGGCUGACUGUCCUCUCUGACCCGCCCAUACAAGUGGUUGUGUACAAUGAGACCUCUUUUUAGCCUUUUCUCUUCUUAAGUGUGGAGAAACCAAGCUCCCAGAGCCUUUCCUUGUACAUCCUGUGCUCAAGCUCCCUAACCAGCUUUGUGGCCUUUGACUGAAAUUGCUGCAGUGCCCUUCUUGUAAGAGGGAGCACAAAAGUGGAUGCAGUCCUCCAGAUAUGGUCUCACAAGUGCUGAAUAGAGAGAAAUAAUAAUUUCCCGCAAUGUGCUGGCUACACACUUGCUGACUGUUGUGGGCAACAAGACAGUCUUAAGUCAGGAUAUUUCACUGCUUGGGGAGCUGUCACUGAUUGUUAUGAUGACCUAGCAAAGAUGCUGUAGAGUGGCUUCACAGUGCCAUCAGCCAGCUCGUUCAGUGCCUUCAGAUGCAUCCUGUCUGGUUCCAUGGACUUAACAUAUGUUCAUUUGGCUUAAGUUCUUCCUAACUCAGUCUUCCUCUACUGUAGAUAAUGCUUUAUUCCCACACACUCUGCUAGAAGACCCAGGGACCUGGCAGACCUUAUCAGUGAAAACAGGCAAAAAAAGUGUUGAGUACAUCAGCUUCAAAGUACAAAGGGCGUCCUUUGUCACCACACUGCCUGCAUUGUUGAACAGUAAACCCAUGUUUUCUUUAAGCUUUCAUUUGCUUCCAGUGUACUUAAAGAAGCCCUUCUUCACUUUUCUUACUGGUUUCAACUCCAGCUGAGCUUUGACUUACCUAACUGUCCCUGCAUGCUUGGGCUGUGUCUCUGUAUCCCUGCUGGCCAGCCUAUCCUCACUUCCACCUCUGUGUACUUUCUCCUUUGUGUUUGAGCUCAGUCAGGAGUUCCUUGAUCAUCUGUGCUGGCCUUCUGUCAUGCCUGCUUUGCUUUCUGCUUGUCAGAAAGGAAUGUUCUUCUACUUUGAGAAAGCCAUCUUUGAAGAUAAGGCAGCACACUUGGGCCCCGUAUGGGAGGCCAGGGCAGUCCCUUAUGAGAUCCUGCCAAGACAUGCCUUGAGUAAACCAAAAUAUGUUGUCCUAAAGAUCCAGGACUCUGUCUUGUACACGUUUCUCAGGAUUUUAAAUGCCACAAUGCCAUGUUUGCUGCAGCCAAGACCUUCACAUUCUCCACCAAUUCUUCCUUGUUAGAAACAAGUCCAGCAGAGCUUCUUCCCUAGUUGAUUUCUUGAUCAUCUGGUCAGGGAAAUUGAUGUGGUUUUCUGAGAAUGAAGCAGUGUUUACUAUUGGGGUGAGCCAGUACAGGCAAUGCAAAUUUUUCCCUUGCUCUCGUUGGAUCAAGUACAGCAACUUGAGGCUGGCUGAGGUUUUGUAUUCAAAGUUGUUAUCUUGACAACUUAGUUUGAAAAAGAAUCUAUUUUGCUGCUUGCUUUUAUGGUGCAGCUGACUGAUGGCUUUUUUUUUGUUCUGCACAAUCCUCAGUUGAUCAACUCAGUCUUUAACUUGAUUCAGUGAGUAUCUCUCUCAAAAAAGCUGGAAUGAACAUGAAUCAAGAAUGAACAGCCACUUAAACUGGCUUUAUACCUGUAACCCAUUGGGAUGUUUGAGGGAGAUUUACCAAACCUCCCAUUUGUCCUUGCAAUUGCAAGUUUAUCUUUUGAAAGAAUGAGCUUCAGGCAUAGUAUUUUUGUUUCUGUAUAACAUGCCUAGCCUUAAUUCUUUUUUCCUGACUGUAUUUCUCUUCCACUUUAUAGAAGUGGAAGCUAAACAUAAAAUUCCUCAAUGUCUAGUAAGAAUGUGUGACCACAGGCUUUUAUGGAUAUUGGAGUUAAAAUUGUCCAUCACAGUUUUAAAGGUUUCUCCUGGGUGAGUAAAUUCUGGCUAUUUGAAGCCUGGUCAGUAGUGGAAGAGUGUACCAGUGUAUCAAGAAAUCUUUAUUUUGAAUCCCUGUGAGUCACCAUUAGGCAAGCUGCAAUGUCCCUGUUUUCUCAGCUGUAAAAAAAGAAUAGUAAUAUUUGCCUCUUAGAAUUGUGUUUGAGAUUUAGUUACUGUUCAGAAAAAGUCACCGUAAUCGUUCAGAGAGUUUUGUGAGGGUUGUGAGCUUUUCUUCCAUUUCAGUAGGACUGUUGCUGGCUGGAGAAUGCUUAGAUGAACACUGAAAUGUUACAGACCUGUAUGAUAGUGUAUGAUGGCUUUAAGCAAGACUGCUUAUCGAGAAGAAGUACAGCACAACUAUGCUGUUCAACUGCCCAGGUACAAGGAAGGCAUUUGGGUUGGUAUCUUCUCACUCAGCUUUAGAUGUCUGCAUCUAAAUCUGUUCCUCUGGGCCCCAUUUGCAGCUGAAGAGAAAUAGUCAUUCUUAGGUCACCGUUCAUCUGGCCUUGAAGUAGAAGUAUAAAGCGUGUCAGGUGAACGGCAUUUUUAGAAGUGUCUAUUUUUCCUUUGUGUGCCCAUAAAG